GAUGUCUCAGCCCUCGGAUCAGCUGGGGGAGACUGAAUUCCAGAGCGUGUACCGCGUGGAAAGCAAUGACACCUGUGAUGAUGAUAGAAGCUAUCAUGUCUUUCCUGAUUUCGGUGCACUCCGUGCGGUAAUAAUUUCCGACCAGCCCAUCACCCACGUGCUGCAUAGGCGAAUCACUGAUGUGCUGUUCCAAUCUAUGAUGUCACUCAGCAUAACCCCCAGCAGGCGUUUCUACUCGAAAGUCGUUGGUCAGUUGCUCAUGCGCUGCCCCCGACUUGCUGAUGUCGUUGGAACCGGAGAGGGGUCAUGGGUUAUGUCCUUGAGGAUUAAAUUCAAAAAUGUCAGGCGCAAGGUAACUAACAAUGAGAAGGUGGAAAAUAACAGACGUCAGUUUGAUAAUGUGAAACGGGCUCGUUCACUGACCGAAGAUCAAGACCUGGAAAGGAAAAAGUCGAAGCUUACUGAUGUAUUUUUCUUGUUUUUUCGUAGUUUUGCUGACAUAUUUUUUGCUGCAUUUUGUCUGGAGAACUAAAGCCGGUCCCCUGCUGGACACGUUCUCAUUAUGGACGUUAAAGUAUGACUGAAGUAGGCUGUUUUUAGUGGACAAAUGCAAUGUAUAGUAGAUAAUCAUGCAUGCUGCAGUUAGGGAGCCAUCAUGAUCUGGGUCAGAGGACUCGUGCAUUUUUUACCAUGUUGUGUAAAUGAACCCGUGGAUGCAAUAAGGGGAUAAGUCGAAAAAUCCCAAACCGACGGGACUUCAACUAAAUAUUUGGUAAAGUAAUUGUAGCUGGGUUUCCCCGAAUAAUGCAAAUGCAAAACAUGUGGCAUAUAUAUAUGUAUACCCUGUACAUGCGUGUCCUGUUAACUUCGUUUUAGGGCGUGUGAUUUAGCAGAAACAGAACAAAAUACAGGAACAUAACUUAAUACCUUUACCAAUGUAAA
Messenger RNA from Ornithodoros turicata, 942 nucleotides. RefSeq lists its product as uncharacterized. The coding region runs from base 2 to 532 and encodes 176 amino acids. The transcript has 4 exons. The record is from RefSeq and is a predicted model, not a curated record. Lineage: Eukaryota; Metazoa; Arthropoda; Arachnida; Ixodida; Argasidae.